Molecule: messenger RNA, 5227 nt
Organism: Trichophyton rubrum CBS 118892
Lineage: Eukaryota; Fungi; Ascomycota; Eurotiomycetes; Onygenales; Arthrodermataceae
Exons: 3
Coding region: 411-4112 (1233 amino acids)
Biological process (GO): positive regulation of establishment of bipolar cell polarity regulating cell shape
Cellular component (GO): plasma membrane of growing cell tip
Source: RefSeq, a predicted model, not a curated record
CGACCUGCUCGACCUUCGAACCUCUCGACUUCCCGGCCCUCGACCCUCGCCGCCCGCGGUCAUUCACUCUUUUUGCUUGUUGAGCUGGCGUCCUGGAGGCAGAUGGAGUAGCCUCUGCUGGCAAAACGGACACAGAGCUCAGCCUAGUUUUUACUGACCCUUUUUCACUCCUUGUUUUUGUCUUGUAACGGCUUUCCUUCCUUUUUGUGACCUGUAGAUCGCGCCAUGUCCGAUCUGUUUAUGCCCUGAGACUGUUCUCUGCUGCGCUUCAGACUCUCUCUCUCUCUUCUGUCAGGCCGGUCUGCUUGUCUCUCCCUUGUCUAGGAGAUCCCAGGUGGUCGACAUCUGAGAUCCCCCUGGGUGUGCUGCUUACAAGGCGUUUUACCUCUCUCACCCUCAGCGACGCAGCCAUGGGGCGCCUCUCCCAGCCCGGAUGGGCCCCGUUGGCCUGCAACUUCAACCUCAUCCUCAACUUCUUCCUUGCCCUGCCUCUCGCUCUCAGCUCCCAGGCGGCCCUCUUCGAGCCGACGCCUUCUCCGAACCUCGACCUCAAUCCGCUCGGCCGCAUUGCCCUGGUGGGGAAUUUCGAUGCUGCCUCGCUCUACUCCUACAAGCCUACCAACAAAGAAGGCCUCGCCGGCUUCAAUGGCUCCCUCAAACAGUCGCUCAUCGCCCCCUUGCCCGACGGCUCUCUCUUCCCCAUAUCCUCUGCCGACGCCGAUAUCCUGGCCAUGUGCCCGUUGAAGGACAAGGAUGGCUCGGUCACCAGCGUCGUUGUGGGCGGUAACUUCACCAGCCUUGGAGGCGUGGAGUCUAACGGCAUGGCCGUUUUCGACUACAACAACAUCCGUGUAUCUGCCGUGCCUGGGCUCUCCGGAACGGUCAACGCACUCUACUGUGACAGCGACUCAAACAUCGUCUAUGUCGGAGGAGAGUUCAGAAACGCAGAGUCCACUAACGCCGUCAUCUGGUCUCCCAAGUCGGGCCUUUCCAACCUGCCCUUCAGCGGAUUCAACGGGCCCGUCACAUCCAUUGUUCCCGCAAAGGAUGGCCGAGUUGUCUUUGGUGGCUCGUUCGAUGGCCUAGGAAACACGACAAGCCCGGAGAGGAAGGACCAGCAGAUUGUCAACCUGUUUACUGCCGAGAUCUCUGUCGGCUCAGGCUCGACUGCUGGAGGCUUCGACGAUCCUAGGAGCAUCAUCUGCCCUACCGAUGGCCAGUCUGGCCCCGGAAAGACCUGGCUGCUCACAGAUAAUGCCCCGGGCUAUUGGCGUGCUAACCUGCACUAUGGGUUCAGACCAACCAAGCUACGCGUUCGCAACGUUGUUAUGGACGGAAGAGGAACUAAAACAUUCAGAUUUACCGCCUUGCCUGAUGGCGGGAUCCUGAACAUGACCUAUGUCGACCCCGAGAGCGGUCAGAAAAUUCCAUGUGAUGCCAGAUGUCCUCUCUCUAACGAUCCAAAGUAUGCUACUCGAGACUUCUCCUUUGUCAACAAUGUUGGCAUGAGCUCGUUCCAGCUGGAAGUCUCGGAAUGGUACGGACAAGGUGGUGGAUUUACUGGCAUUGAACUGUUCCAGGAUGAUAUUUAUGCAUAUGCUGUUAAUGACCUCAACGAACCCACCUGUGCUGGUAUUCCGUUUGCCUCUACUACUACCACGACUGGAGAAUGGAAGGUCCAGCCAUCCUACGAGAGUUCUUCCGACUAUCUAACCACCCAAAUCGAUGCAUCUACCGACACUACGACCUCAGUCACCAUACAGCCAGACAUCAAGCAGUCGGGUAACUACUCCGUCACCAUUUUCACACCAGGCUGUAUUCAGGAUGGAACCUGUGCCACCCGUGGAACCGCCAAUGUAACUGCCACUUUCAAGUCUUCCGAAGAUGCACCGAUCGUGGCCUCGAUAUCCCAGACCAACAACUUCGACAAGUUUGACCAGAUCUAUGUCGGCCACGUUGAUGCUAGCAGCAGCAAAUUCAGACCAUCCGUCACAAUCACCCCCCGCCAUGAUCAAGGCAUGAUCGACUUUGUGGCGUCUAGAAUCCGGUUCCAAUUGAUUUCAUCUACUGGCGGCCUAAAUGGACUGUAUGAAUACGACCCGAAGGCUACAACUGUUGACACCAACUUCACCCAGUCUGCCAUCAACAAAGCCGGCACUGAACUUGAGCCUGAGGCAAUCAUCAACUCUCUCGUGUGGGACAAGGAUACCUUAUUCAUUGCAGGAAAUUUCACAAAUGCAUCCACUAGCAACAUUGUGUCACUUUUAGAUGGGACAUUAUCCCCUUUAUCACAGGAUGGUUUGAAUUUCGCUGUCAAAACUAUGCAGCUUCUUGACAGUCUGCUCUACGUUGGUGGUAACUUUUCAAACACCGCCGCCGGGGAUAACAACAAGCUCGCUAGUGUUGCCGCAUACUCCAUAUCUGAAAAGACCUGGCACUCCCUUGGUGCUGGAGUUAACGGCCCUGUCACAUCACUCGUCCUGUUCCCAACCAAUGUUACCUCAGGCAAGACCGAAACAACUAUUGCAGUUAAUGGACUAUUCACCGAAAUUAACGCGGCCGAUGGUCACCCUGCAAUACCCGCGAAUGGAUUUGCCGUCUGGGUACCGUCAGCAAAGAAAUGGCUGAAAGAACUGGACAUUGACCACUUGGCAUACGUUGGCCAACUCACUGCGUCCAGUCAGGUAGGCGAUGAAACCCUCUUGGCUGGAAACCUUGCUUCUGGUGGAAUCGCUUCACACGGUGCUGUCAAUCUAGUUGACAACAAUAAGCUAGGCCUCCGUGCUCUACCAGUCAAUAUCGAGCUCGGUCAAGGUGCGCUACCCAAGCGUAAUGCGAAGCGCAAGCUUGCAACAGGUGGCAGCAGCGGAGUCAUCACUGGCCUCUUUGAUACAGAAGGUGGCCGCAACCUCACAAUGCUAGCUGGUCACUUUACCGCGAAGACAUCAGAUAACUCUGUCGUCAAUAACUUAGUCUUCCUCAAUGGCGCACAACAUGAUGUCGUCACUGGUGCCGGCCCCGGGAUUGAGGCAAAUUCAACCUUCUUAUCCCUUGCAGUUAACAAAGACAUGCUUUUGGCCGGCGGGAAAAUCUCUGGAAAAGUUGCAGAUGCAAACAUCAAAGGCCUUGUUGUCUAUGAUCUCAAGAAUGAACAUCGUUAUGCUUCCAACCAGCCUUCCGCAUUGGACGGCGACGAUGUUGAAGUUCGCGCCAUUGCCCCUCGUCCUGGUACCAGCGACAUCUUCGUUGGCGGAGUCUUCCAAUCCGCCGGCUCUCUGCCUUGCCCCUCAGUUUGCUACCUUGAACUUGAUAGCAACCAGUGGAAUCGCCCCGGUACAUCCCUACGAGGAGAUGUUACCGUUCUCCUGUGGACAGAGAACGAUCAACUGCUCGUUGCUGGAAACCUCACCGUUGAGCGUAACGCGACUAUGCUCGCUAGAUACAAUGCAAAGGAACAAGAAUGGUCCACUAUCACAGGAAAGAAUUCCGAAAGCAUUAAUGGUGAAGUGCGUGCUCUUGGCCUUUCACAGAGCGAUGGCUCAAAGUUUUGGAUCGCCGGGAAAUCCGCUAAUGGAGCUUCAUUCCUUGUUCACUACGACGGCACGGAAUUCCGCUCCGCUGGUAGCUUGUUUGGAGAGAGUACCCUAAUUGAAGGAUUGCAAGUCCUUCCACUCACCAAGACUCACGGCAAGACCGAUCUAUUGGAUGAGAACCAAUCACUUCUAAUCACAGGUAAACUCCAGCUGCCGAACUUUGGAUACGUGUCUGGGGCUCUCUUCGACGGAACUACUCUUGAACCAUUCAUACUUUCCAGCAUGUCUGAUGGUCGGCCAGGGAGCAUAUCUGGAAUAUUCUCUGAGAAUAAGAUUAACGUUGCUGGCCACCGUGGACAAAAACCAAGAGGCAUCGUCGUCCUCAUCUCUUUCUGCAUAGCCCUAGGCUGUGUCUUCUUCCUUGUUCUCUUCGGCAUUCUCCUUAACCGCUACCGCCGUUAUAAGCAAGGCUAUGUCACUGCUCCUCAAGGCACAGAUCGAAAACCAGAUCUCAAUCGCGUUCCUCCAGAAUACCUGCUGGAGUCCCUCCGCCAUCGGACCCCCGGCACACGCAUCUAGUUAACAGAAGCACGCAAAAGCUGGACGGCCGUCACUUUCCUCUUGCAUCUCCUCUUCAAAGUUUACGUACACUCCACCUUUCCUUUAGACCACAAGCUUUUCUUUCGUCCUGGAAUCAAUUUCCUUUCUCUCUUACGGUACUUUUAAUCGGCGUUAGGAACCUAGGAAAGUGAAUACCCUCUUCCAAAACUAAUGUUUGGCGUUUCAGGAUUUGCUGUUUGGUCUUUCCCUGUCUUUUCUUUUCAACCGGGUUCAAUCCCACCCUCAUACCCCUGUUACUUGAUCUUGAUCAUAUGCGCCUGCUGGGCUAAUUCAGUUGCAUAUGGACGUAAUCCGACGUUAUCUGAAUUCCCAUACACGACAAUACAUCAGUCAAGUUUCGCUUUCCCUUGACCAGCAAUAGCCCCUUCUAUAAAGUACGGGGAAUGUUCAUUUAGCUAAUUGUGUACUCCAACCAUGCGUUUACAUUCUCUGUCUUGAUUUUCUCCCUGUUAGACUCACCGGCUUCAAAUACCUCUUAGAUAACAUGGCCAUCGCACUUCGAAAGAUACUAAUGGAAACAUGACCUGUUUACUGUUAUCUUUAUUUGACAGCUAGUACCAACAUCCAAGUCUAUGGGUUUCCUGUGUGUAGAUUUAAUCUAAUCGGUGGCUGUAGUUGGUCGAAGUUAAAGUUCUUGGCCUGCACCCUCCCUCAUCCGGCGCUAAAAGCGUUAAGUUUCGGCAUCCCACGCCUCGGCCAUAGCUAAAUCGGAGCUACAUCAUUUCUUCUCACCUCUGUUACUUAUCUGGGCAUGAACAUAGGAUUUUCUCUAGACUUUAACCCGUCUCUUGAUUCUGACUAUAGGGAAUUUGCAAGAAUUCAACCGCACAUCCGCGGGGAGGAAUUAUCUCAAGACGAUGCGCUCACGAACAGGCUGGUAAGUACCACUAACAGCUCUACCCUCUAAAGAUAAGUCAGUGAUGGACCCCUUACCACUACUUUCUAUCUCUUAUUCGAUCACUGGCUAAAUUUGACCGGUUACCGCUUGCUAGCCUCACAUGUCGGACGCGCAAGUUGAAAUGCGACGAGCAGAAACCGCGAUGCUCUCAGUGCCGAAAGGCGGGCAGAGAAUG